Molecule: messenger RNA, 11173 nt
Organism: Mercenaria mercenaria
Lineage: Eukaryota; Metazoa; Mollusca; Bivalvia; Venerida; Veneridae
Product: flagellum-associated coiled-coil domain-containing protein 1-like
Exons: 14
Coding region: 4293-5720 (475 amino acids)
Cellular component (GO): cytoplasm
Source: RefSeq, a predicted model, not a curated record
UGACGGGGCGUAUGUUCUACGUGACGAUUUGAUGAAAGACAUUGUGUCUGAAAUCAUUCAUCCUCCACCUCUGAUAAUUCAUGUGGGGAAGUUGGCAGUUACUUGCGGAGAACAGGUUUUGUACUGGUACAGAAUCCAGGAACACUGGUUAACUGCCCGCCGUUAUAUGACUGAAAUACUAUUGAAAAAAUGGUGUUAAAACCCAAAACAAAAAAACUCCACUGAUUUUAAGUUGGUAAGGUGAAUUUUGCCAGAAUAUUUAAGGAAAAAUUUAUGUUAUAUUAAAGAGGCCAUCCUUUGCCCAUCCCUUAAGUGGCAUCUUAAUGCAAGUUAUAUACUGUAUUUCCUUUGUCUUCAAAAAUAAAGUUGCAUUCUGUAAUAUUUAUAUUCCAUGCACUUUCUUUGUUUUCUGCAUUUUUAGCUCGUCUGAUUUUUUGAAAAAAAGAUCUGUGUGUUAGUGUCAUCUCUAGAUGAUUAUUGUUGGUUAAGUUUUUAGCUCACCUGAGCACAAAAUUCUGGUUACCAUAGCAUCCAAAAGGAAAAACAUGAACAGUUUAAAAAUUCUGUCUAAAACAAGAAGGUCGAGAGCUUAGAUAUUUAAGAUUCAGCAUUUCAUUUUCUAGUAGUGAUCUACCAAAGUUGUUCAAAUCAUGCCCCUAGUGUCAAACUUGGCCACACCAAGGAGUUUACUUGUUUUAUAUAGAAACUUCUCAAACUUCUCUAAUACUAUAAGACCCACAUGUUGAAUAUUUUGCAUGAAGCAUUGUGUAGUGGUUCUCUACCAAGUUUGUUCAAAUUACAUCUCUUAGGUUAAAAUUGGCUCUGCCCAGAGGUUCAUUUGUUUCUCCAAAACCACAAGGCCCAGUCUCAGCUAAGAUAUUUGGCAGAAUUGUCCAGUGGUCCUCUACCAAUGUUAUUCAAGUUGUGCCUCUUAGAUUAAAAAUUGGCUCUAUCCUGGGGAUCACAUGUUUUACAUAAAAACUGUAGAAAAUCUUCUGAAACUAAAGCCCUAGAUAUUUGGCUUCUAACAUUUGGAGAUAUCCUUUACUAAGCUUGGUCAAAUUAUGCCCCAGGGGUCAAACUGGCCCUACCCAUGGGGUCACUUGUCUUACUGUCUCCAAUCUCAAGGCUUUAUGCAUAGAUAUUUGUCAUAUAGCAUUGUUCAUGUACCCAAUUGAGCUUGGUGAACAAUUUAGGGCCAUCAUGAUCAUGGCCCUCUUGUUUAUAUAUAUAGGUCCACAUUUCUCAAAAACUAGAAGAGCUAUAGCUUGGAAACUAAAAUUCAAACUUGUUUAUUAUCAUUAGUUAAGUAAAUAAGCCAAAAACCCUCCCUCUUGCUUGUCGUUUGCAAGAAUUAAGACCUCUUUUGUAAACUAAUUUGAAUUUCUUAGCUAACUUUUGUUUAGUUAUUUUUUCCUGAAUUCUGUAAGAGCAAUAGAUUUGAAAGUUUGCAUACUUGUUUAUCCUCAUUACUUGAAUAUGUAGGCCAAGAACCAUAAUUCUUGCUUGCAUUUAGUCCUUUAUAGCCCUUUAUUGCUUUAAAAAUUGGAUUUUUUGGAGGUUAUUUUUUAGGUCCACUUUUCAUGAAUACUAAAAGAGCUUUGGAUUUGAAACUUUGGACACUUAACGAGGACCACAAUGGAAAUAAGGAAAAUCACUUUUCCAUUUUUGUGUUAUCCUUGGUAUUGGUGUGCAUAUUGUGACGUUUCCUUCAUGCUUGGCCAGAAUAUUUAAAGAAAAAUUUAUGUUAUAUUAAAGAGGCCAUCCUUUGCCCAUCCCUUAAGUGGCAUCUUAAUGCAAGUUAUAUACUGUAUUUCCUUUGUCUUCAAAAAUAAAGUUGCAUUCUGUAAUAUUUAUAUUCCAUGCACUUUCUUUGUUUUCUGCAUUUUUAGCUCGUCUGAUUUUUUGAAAAAAAGAUCUGUGUGUUAGUGUCAUCUCUAGAUGAUUAUUGUUGGUUAAGUUUUUAGCUCACCUGAGCACAAAAUUCUGGUUACCAUAGCAUCCAAAAGGAAAAACAUGAACAGUUUAAAAAUUCUGUCUAAAACAAGAAGGUCGAGAGCUUAGAUAUUUAAGAUUCAGCAUUUCAUUUUCUAGUAGUGAUCUACCAAAGUUGUUCAAAUCAUGCCCCUAGUGUCAAACUUGGCCACACCAAGGAGUUUACUUGUUUUAUAUAGAAACUUCUCAAACUUCUCUAAUACUAUAAGACCCACAUGUUGAAUAUUUUGCAUGAAGCAUUGUGUAGUGGUUCUCUACCAAGUUUGUUCAAAUUACAUCUCUUAGGUUAAAAUUGGCUCUGCCCAGAGGUUCAUUUGUUUCUCCAAAACCACAAGGCCCAGUCUCAGCUAAGAUAUUUGGCAGAAUUGUCCAGUGGUCCUCUACCAAUGUUAUUCAAGUUGUGCCUCUUAGAUUAAAAAUUGGCUCUAUCCUGGGGAUCACAUGUUUUACAUAAAAACUGUAGAAAAUCUUCUGAAACUAAAGCCCUAGAUAUUUGGCUUCUAACAUUUGGAGAUAUCCUUUACUAAGCUUGGUCAAAUUAUGCCCCAGGGGUCAAACUGGCCCUACCCAUGGGGUCACUUGUCUUACUGUCUCCAAUCUCAAGGCUUUAUGCAUAGAUAUUUGUCAUAUAGCAUUGUUCAUGUACCCAAUUGAGCUUGGUGAACAAUUUAGGGCCAUCAUGAUCAUGGCCCUCUUGUUUAUAUAUAUAGGUCCACAUUUCUCAAAAACUAGAAGAGCUAUAGCUUGGAAACUAAAAUUCAAACUUGUUUAUUAUCAUUAGUUAAGUAAAUAAGCCAAAAACCCUCCCUCUUGCUUGUCGUUUGCAAGAAUUAAGACCUCUUUUGUAAACUAAUUUGAAUUUCUUAGCUAACUUUUGUUUAGUUAUUUUUUCAUGAAUUCUGUAAGAGCAAUAGAUUUGAAAGUUUGCAUACUUGUUUAUCCUCAUUACAUGAAUAUGUAGGCCAAGAACCAUAAUUCUUGCUUGCAUUUAGUCCUUUAUAGCCCUUUAUUGCUUUAAAAAUUGGAUUUUUUGGAGGUUAUUUUUUAGGUCCACUUUUCAUGAAUACUAAAAGAGCUUUGGAUUUGAAACUUUGGACACUUAUCGAGGACCACAAUGGAAAUAAGGAAAAUCACUUUUCCAUUUUUGUGUUAUCCUUGGUAUUGGUGUGCAUAUUGUGACGUUUCCUUCAUGCUUGGCCAAUUUUAUGUAUUUUUGCAUCUAGUUGUUACUGCCAUCCUGUGUUCAUUUUUUACCAAAAUAAAUCUUUCUAUCUAUCUGCCAAGAACCAUAACUCCCUUUUACAUUUUUUUAAGAAUUAUUGCCUUUUUAAACUUAGAAAAUUGUCUUAACAUCAUGAUUGUACUUACAAGUGAGAGUGAUGCACGCGUUAUACAUUUGUUUUAUAAAACUUGCACUAGAGAAUGGGAUAUUUAUGCUUCAUUAGGUAUCACACUUGUUGCACUUGUGGCAAAGGCAGCGCAUUGAGGAACACCUGUGCAUUUAAUUUAUUUCUAAAGGCAUUUAAACAAACAUGUGUCAUUUAAAUUCAAAAUGACAAAAGUUUUUUUAAAGCAUUUGUAAAGGGCUAUUUUUUUAUAAUUAUUUAGACAAAAGUCAUUUCAUUUAUCUAUUAUUAAACUUUCUUGAGCAAAAAUAGAAAAAAAAAUUGUAAAAAGGCAAAAGUGCUUUUUCAUUCUUGAAAGUUUAUCAAAGUUGAAAUUAUUUUCCAAUAAAAGUUAUUCAAUUGUCUACAGUGUUGCAAAGAAUGCUUUAUAGUAAUUUAAGGGCCGAAAUUGAUAAAACUUGCACAUUUUAUUUCUAUGUUACAAUGAGAAGUAAAGUGCAUUUUUCAAUAAUUUCCCAAACUAAAUGAAGAACUAUUGUCAACGUUUUAGUUGUUAACACUUUCAAAUGGUAGUAUUGGCAACAUUAGUUGUAGGAGUGUAAUAAACCGUUCCACCACCGUGUUACCUACCGUGAACAAGUCCGUUUUCUGCACCUUGCACAACUAUAAAGACAUUGUUAUUCAAUAUUGUUCAAAUAUUAAAUUGGCAUUUUGAAUUAAACAAAACCAUUUGUUUGAAAGUGUUUGUAUUGUUAAGUAACAUUUCAGUAUUUAGCAAAGGAUAUUAUAUUCUCACAUUUAGUGAUUAAAAACAAAAUAUCCAUUUAUAGAAAGAAAUAAAUUAUUCAAAACUUUAGACGUAAAAAUUAAAGUAAAAAAUAGGUUUGGAAAGUGGAAAGAAAUCUGUUUUUUUGUGUAUUUUUACAAAAGAUAUUUUCUAAGGGUACGAAAAUGAACUUUAUGAAAAGUCAUAAAAAAGCAGCUCCAGAGGAGCCUCCCUUGGUUCCAUUUGUUGUGGGUCCAGGCUACAUAUUGUCAAAGAGUAAAGCGAAAUAUUCAGUAACGCUAAAAGAUGAAUUAUUCGAGCCGACUCAUGAUGAAGAGACAAAGGGAAGAUCUGAGUCACCUUAUCUUAAAAUACCUUGCUAUGGAGAGACUGGGAAGAAACAUGAAGACCAUGAAAGGGACAAUCUUAUAUCUCAGCUACAGGAGAGGAUUUCAGACCUGACCUUGUAUCUUGAGGAAGAGAGGCUCAACCAUAAACAGACAAAACUCAAGGGAGAUGAAUUUCUCAAAGACAGAGUCGAGGAACUUGAAAAUGCCAAGAGAAAUGCUGUUGCAGAAAAAGAACGGGAAGGUGAAGAAGAGUUAGACAAAUUGAAGAAAGCAAUGGAAACAGAACAUACCAACUACAAAACAAAUGCUGAAGCUCAAAUAGCACGGAUGAAGAAAGAGAUAGAAUUUCUACAAGGAGCAUUUGAAUCAUACAAAUCUUCAUUACAUCAAGAAACAGAUGAGAAAUGGAAGAGAAAGGAGGAAGAUUUAAAAAAUGACCUUGAGAUGCAGAAAAAUAAAGAACUUCAAGAAAUGAAACAAAAAUUUAUGCAAGAGAAGGCAUUAGAGAAAAGUCAAUGGAGUAAAGAUCAGCACAGGGCAAUAGACGCAAUACGCAAGGAAAACAAGAGGGAAAUGGAUAGUUUGAUACGAAAGUUCUCCAAUGUAGCAGCAGAUUUAGAAAGAUUGCAGAAAUGUACUGCAGAGUUACAAGAAACGAAGGCAGAGUUAGCUAUUGUAACAGAGCGGUAUAAUGAGACUUGUCAGCAGUUAGCUAAAAUCACAACUACACUUACUGAUACGAAAGUCCGUUUGUUUGCCUUUGAGGAACAGUUUGAUCAGAAAGUUCAAGAAGUUGAUGAGAAAUACAAACAGAAAAUAGAUGAACUAAUGACUCAGAACACUGAACUCAAACGAUUGUAUGUGAGUAAAUGUGGGGAACUGUAUGAAGAGAAAGUUUUAUUUGAAAGAGACAGACAGGAACGUGUAAUGACAGCCAAAGAAACUAUGCAUAAAAUGCUGCAGUCUAAACAUAAAGCUGAAGUCAAUCUGACGCCGGGGUUGAAGGAGAUCGAGGACAAACAGCGAGUGCCAAAACUACGCCCAGGCAGCGCACCAAUCACAAAGUCAGAGACUCAAACUGCUGCCUUAAGUGCCGGAGAAACAGAACAUCUGAAAACUCCAGAAGGUGAUAGUGUUCGUCCGACUGUGGUUUUACCUGAAGAUUCAGAGGAAAUUGAACAGUUGAGAAAAUCAUUAAUGAAAGACGUUAAAUCUAUGCCAAAAGAAGAACUGUUAAAAACAGUGUCUGAUACAGUUUCAUGAUUUCUAUGACUGAAGGAAUAUCUAUAUGUAAAUCCACGUGUGCCACAUGCAGCAGAGAUUUUUAAACUAUGAUCAUUCUCAAAACAGGGCAGUGGUAAAACUUUUUAUACCAAUUAGAUUGCUAGGUUAUCUCCCUUGUCACACUUUCUUCAGAAGUUCCACCUUUUUUUAGAAUUCGUCACACGUUUUUGAUCUAUAUUUCAGAAUGCCUUGAAGAAUGGCAGGCACCUAUAUUUACAUGUCAUGUUCAUUAGAAACUAUUUAUUUCAUUACCUCAUGUAGAAAGACCAGAUUAUGUCUGUGAAGUCUUUAUUGUGAGAGAUUUGAGUCUCAGUUUUCAGUCUGAAUUGGUUGGCUACCUUUUAACCUUGGCAUAACAGGCAAGUUUCUGUUACCUCUGAGGAGUCUAUUUUUAGUAGUAUAUUAUUGUCUAUGGUAUGUGGAAAAGUAACCGGUCACUUGAUUCCCUUUGCUGUAAAAAAUGUUAGAGAGACAUGUUUAGGGGAGGACCGAACUUGAAAAAUGUGAGUUACCUUAUUAGGCUAGCCUGUAUGAAUAGGAGAAUAGUCAAGCUAGCUUGUGUCUCUGGGGAUGUUGAAUAGUUGAGCUAGUUUGUGUCCCCGGUGAUAGGUUAGUUUGAUAUGCAGCUUCUGUGAUAUAUAACUUUUUACCAAAUCUAAAUACUGUUGUGGUUCUUUAAAGUAUUUUUACAUUCCAUUUUAAGUUUGUCAAAAGUCAAAUCAGUUCAGUCAGUUUGUAUUUCAUUACUAUUUAGUGGGGAUGGGGGUAGUGAAGUAUUCAGCGGGGAUGGGAGUAGUGAAGUAUUCAGUGGGAAUGGGGGGUUAGUGAAGUAUUCAGUGGGGAUGCGGGUAGGGGAGAUUUGACUAAAUUUCGUGGUUGCAUCAAACCAUCAAUAUUAGUCCCAUCAUAACAGAGAACUCUUGUUACUUGUAUCUGCAAAAUAUAUAUCCCAACCUAAAAUUCUCAUUCCCCCCAAAGGGCUGUUUUUGGCAAAAAGAAAUAAUACAUUUCGACAAAAUUGAAUUGUUUCUCACUAUUGUCUGUCAAAUGAACAUGCACAUAGAUCUGAAACGGUAGUAUUAUUUUACAGGCCUGUCUCAUUUAUCAGCGUUUCCUAUAGCGUACUGCAAUUUUAUUUAUUUUCAUUCUAAUAGUUUGUUAUUUUUUUCCAACUGUAAAUGUAUGUUUAUUAUAUCAAAAUUAUUGUGUAGUUUACCUUUACAUUCUGUGAUGUUUAUAUACAGUAUUAGAAGUAGAGAUUAGAAAAAAUAGAUAUUUUCAUUGUAGGUAUAUUUAUAGUUUAUAGAAAUAUAUUUCCUUUUACACUGUUAAGAAUAUAUUGAGUAUACAUGUACUGAAAAAAAUAUAUGAAUGUUAGCUUGUCAUUCAGUUUUUGUUAUAAGGAAAGAAACUGUUAUCUGAAAGGUUAAGGAGAAAGUAAAGAGGUGACCAAAUCUAGAUGGUAUUACAGUAAGGCUGCAUUAUUGUUGGAUAUUUGUUGUCUUUACAAAAUUGUAGUGACUUCUUAUGAAUAAAAAAAAAAAAGUUUAAAUUUUUUACCUAAGUUCAACAGUCAUCCAACAUCAUAGUCCAAAAUUGUACAACUUUUAUACAAUGUCAGGUGUUUGCUGGGUAAAUUAUUUUUGCAAAGUAGUCACUAUAUGUAUAUAUACUAAUUGCUAUGAAGCCUUCAUUGACCAUAUAAAAAUCACAUGCUUUAUUAAGAUCUCAAAAUACAGUCUUCUUGUUUGGGGAGUUGUUUUUUGUUGUUGUUGAUUUUUAUAUAAAAGAGUCCAAAACAGGGUGUUGGAAAAAUAUAUCCAGUAAACGCAAUGUCAUUUUGCUUAUUUUAUUAAGGUAUCUGAUCCAUAAAAAAGCAAGUUCUUUACAACAAUGCUAUUAAAAUAUAACAAAUCAAAGUGCUAUAAAAAUAUUUUUACUUCUUUGAUCAAAUAUUGAUGCCUGGUAAGCUCAUAUAAUUUUGGUAUCAUUUGAAAAUGUAUUGUCUACUGAAAAAGAAAAUAUCAAUUACUUGACAAAAAAAAAUAUAAUACAGAAUUUUCAUUUUUUUAUUUUAUAGCUUUCAAUGUUACUUCAACAGAAAUCCAUAGUAUAGUGUAAGCUUUGUCAUUUUGCAGUAAAAAACAGGAUUGUAAUGAUUCUUGCAUAUAUUUAGAGUCAUCUUAUUUUCUAAUUCUUGUUACGCAGACACAACUCUUUCAAAUGAUACCAAAAAAAUAUGGGGUCACCAGGCUUCGAAAUAUUACCUAUUUGUGAGUCGGAUACCUUAAACUUAGAUAAAGAAGAAAAAAGAUUAAUUUAUCUUAAGUUUUGAACAACUUAUUUUGUUUGGUUUUUUCUGUAUUAAGUAUUUCCUUAGAAUUAGAUAAUUUUUUCUGCUUGAUGAUACUUUUGCCCAAUAUUUUUAAAGAAUAGAGAUAAACACAAAUAUUUAAGGGACAGUCACUUAAACUGCAGGAUUUCCUCAAUUUAAGUAUUGACUCUGUUAAAAAUUAUUUUGUGCUGUUUCUAAUGCUUCAACAUUUUUAGCUCGACUUUUCAAAUGUAGAGUAUUGCACCUGCCCAAUCGUCAGCAUUGCAGUUGGUUAAAGUUUUUGAUAAAGUCAGAUAUCUCUGUUGCUGCCAGAGCUAUUGACUAAUGAAACUUAAAAUAGUUAUUUACUAUCACAGUCUACACCAGGAGAAACAAUCUUGAUAGAUAACUCUGAUUUUAAUUUUGACAGAUUUAUGCUCCUUUUUAUCUUAGAAUUUUUUUUUUUAAAGUUUCGAUAAAGUCAAAUAUCUCUGUUAUUAUCAAAGCUUUUGAUUUGACUUAACUUAAAGUAGUUAUUUACUAUCAAAUUCUACACCAGGAGAAACAAUCUCCAUAACUCUGGUUUGAAUUUUGACAGAUUAAUGCCCAUUUUUAGCUCGACUAUUUGAAGAAUAGUCUAGCUAUUCUACUCACCCUGGCGUCGGCGUCGGCGUCACACCUUAGUUAAGUUUUUGCAUGCAAGUACAUACAGCUAUCAUUUAAAGGCAUAUAGCUUUGAAACUUAUUUAUUCUUUUUCUAGGUCAGUUACCAACCUCACUGGGUCAAGUUCCAUAACUCUAACAUGUAUUUUGAGCAAAUUAUCCCCCCUUUUGGACUUAGAAAAUUCUGGUUAAAGUUUUACAUGCAAGUUACUAUCUCCAAAACUAAUGUAGAUACUGAAUUGAAACUUCACAUGUGUCUUCGGGGUUAUAAAACUAGUUGAUAGCAGCAAGUCCCAUAACUCUGACCUUCAUUUUGGCCAAAUUAUGCCCCCUUUUGGACUUAGAAAAUUCUGGUUAAAGUUUUGCGUGCAAGUACGUACAGCUAUUACCAAAAGGCAUAUACAUUUGAAACUUAUUUUUUCUUUUUCUAGAUCAAUUACCUACAUCACUAGGUCAAGUCCAAUAACUCUGACAUGUAUUUUGGCCAAAUUAUGCCCCCUUUUGGACUUAGAAAAUUCUGGUUAAAGUUUUGUGUGCAAGUACAUACAGCUAUUACUAAAAGGCAUAUGGAUUUAAAACUUAUUUUUUCUUUUUCUAGAUCAAUUACCUACCUCACUGGGUCAAGUCCCAUAACUCUGACAUGUAUUUUGGGCAAAUUAUGCCCCCUUUUGGACUUAGAAAAUUCUGGUUAAAGUUUUACAUGCAAGUUACUAUCUCCAAAACUAAUGCAGAUAUUGAAUUGAAACUUCACAUGUGUCUUCGGGGUUAUAAAACUAGUUGACAGAAUCAAGUCCCAUAACUCUGACAUGUAUUUUGGGCAAAUUAUGCCCCCUUUUGGACUUAGAAAAUUCUGGUUAAAGUUUUACAAGCAAGUUACUAUCUCCAAAACUAAUACAGAUAUUGAAUUGAAACUUCACAUGUGUCUUCGGGGUUAUAAAACUAGUUGACAGAAUCAAGUCCCAUAACUCUGACAUGUAUUUUGGGCAAAUUAUGCCCCCUUUUGGACUUAGAAAAUUCUGGUUAAAGUUUUACAUGCAAGUUACUAUCUCCAAAACUAAUGCAGAUAUGGAAUUGAAACUUAACAUGUUUCUUCGGGGUUAUAAAACUAGUUGAUAGCAUCAAGUCCCAUAACUCUGAUAUGCAUUUUGGUCAAAUUAGGUCCCCUUUCGAACUUAAAACUCUUUUGAUAUUUAACAUUUUGGGUAAUAAUUUCCUGCUUCUGUGACAAUAUUUUGAAUAGUCGAGCUUGGCUGUCUUACGGACAACUCUUGUUAACUUAGAUUGUUUGGUUAAAGUUUUUGUUAAAGUCAAAUAUCUCUGUUACUAUCAAAGAUUUUUACUUGAAACUUGAAAUAGUUAUUUACUAUCACAGUCUACACCAGGAGAAACAAUCUUCAUAACUCCAAUUGAAUUUUGACAGAUUUAUGCCCCUUCUAAACUUAUAAUAUUUUGGUUAGUUUUUGAUAAUGUCAAAUAUCUCUGUUACUAUCAAAGUCUACACCAGGAGAAACAAUCCCCAUAACUCUGAUUUGAAUUUUGAUAGAGUUAUGCCCCUUUUUAACUUAGAAAGUUUUAUAUAAUGUCCAAUAUCUCUGUUACUAUCAAAGCUAUUGACUUGAAACUUAAAAUAGUUAUUUACUAUCAAAGGCUACACCAGGAGAAACAAUUUCCAUAACUCUGAUUAUAAUUUUGUCAUAUUUAUGCCCUUUUUACUGGCAAAGCUCUAAUUCAGAGUCAAGCACUGAGAAAAGUCGAGCAUGCUGUCUUACAGAGAGCUCUUGUUAUUAUUGUAUUUUACAUAGACACUUAAUAAAUAAUCUAACCCAGCACUUGAUAUUUUGGAAUGUCUAUUUUUUUUUUUUUUUUUUUUUUUUUUGUAAUUUAUCACACUUGUAGCACAAACUUUGUUGUCAAAAACAGACUGAAAUGUCAAUAAAAUAAAAUAAUGUGAUCAUGAUUUUUUCAUACAUUUUGCAAUCUAAACCCAUUUUUAAAAAAUCAUAAAAAUAGACUUUUGCUUUAAAUUGAUGGUCAUUUACUAGGAAGCAUUCUCUUAACAUAAAGAUAUGGAUUUGAUAAUUCCAGAGAUCAGACAUAAGAUUUCUUCUUAAGUAUGAGAGGAUAGAAAUGUUGCUUUCUUUUUGUUACAAACUUUUUAUUUAUAAUGAAAUUUUGCUGUUUAUAGUUUCAAGAAAUGUAAAUGUUUGUCCUUGAUGUUUAAAAAAAUAUUGUUAGAUUGUAUACAUUGAAUAAAUUUAUAUGAUAACAGUGUUAAAUUUGACUGAAAUUUACAUAUAUUUCUAACAACAUACUGUUAUAAAUGAAUAUUCCAAAUUUGCAGGUAUUUGAGAAAACAAAAUACAGUGUUGUGUUAGAAGAUUGUUAAAUGUAUACUUUUGUUAGAUCUGAGAUACAUUGUUUUUAUUAACAUGAAUAAAUUAAUUUUAAAACAAAA